AUGUCAAAAGAAGGAACGUACAAAAAAUUUAAUACUAUCGAUGCAGCGAAACUUGGUAUACAUACCCUUUCUGAAAUCACAGAAUUAUAUAUCCCGAUAGUUACUAAAGAUACUGAAAGUGCAAUAAACAAGAUAUUGAAUUAUAAAGAUGAUUAUGAAGAUGUUAAAAGCAUAUAUGAUAAGUUAACGAAUGAGUUUGAGACGUGCAUGAAGGAUCUGCAUUUCGAGGUGAUGAUAGUUAAUGAAGUACAAAGAAGAAAAGAUAAUAAAAAAGUCAAGGAUGAUUUAGAAAAAAUGAAUAAA
Messenger RNA from Racocetra persica, 303 nucleotides. Lineage: Eukaryota; Fungi; Glomeromycota; Glomeromycetes; Diversisporales; Gigasporaceae. The record is from the annotation of a GenBank genome assembly.